Molecule: messenger RNA, 1098 nt
Organism: Necator americanus (New World hookworm)
Lineage: Eukaryota; Metazoa; Nematoda; Chromadorea; Rhabditida; Ancylostomatidae
Exons: 12
Coding region: 1-1098 (365 amino acids)
Biological process (GO): L-serine biosynthetic process
Cellular component (GO): cytoplasm
Molecular function (GO): pyridoxal phosphate binding; O-phospho-L-serine:2-oxoglutarate transaminase activity
Source: RefSeq, a predicted model, not a curated record
AUGACUAAUCGAAAAAUUAACUUCGGAGCUGGUCCAGCGAAAAUUCCUGAAGAGGUGUUGCUCAAGGCACGCGAUGAAUUGAUAAAUUUCAAUGGGACAGGCAUCAGUAUUUUGGAAAUGUCGCAUCGUUCGAAAGAUUUCGCAGAGGUUCUCGAAGAAACGAAGGAUUUGUUGAGGGAACUCAUGAAAAUUCCGGAUGAAUUUGAAAUACUUUUUAUGCAAGGAGGAGGUACUGGACAGUUCGCCGCUAUUCCACUGAACAUGAAGGGUGAAAAAGAGUUUGCUGACUACAUAAUCACGGGUGCAUGGUCGAGCAAAGCUGCCGCUGAGGGAAGCAAGUACAUUCGAGUGAAGAAGGUGUUCGUACCAGCUAAACCCUACGUAACAAUUCCAGAUCAGAGCUGUUGGGAUCAUGACAAAGAUGCUGCUUAUUUAUACUAUUGUGCAAACGAAACAGUACACGGUAUUGAAUUCCAUUCUCCACCGUAUUCGGUACAUGGAGUACCACUCGUCGCCGACAUAUCGUCGAAUUUCCUUUCAAGACCUUUCGAUUUCACCAAUCACGGAGUUGUGUUCGGCGGUACACAGAAAAAUCUCGGUGCAGCUGGUCUUACUGUGGUUAUAGUAAGGAAGGAUCUUGUUGUACAGCCACAAGCGAUCACUCCAGCGAUACUCAGCUACAAGGAAAUGCACGACAAUAACAGUCUUUAUAACACUCCGGCAGUAUACGGGAUCUACUUAACUAACUUAGUACUGAAGUGGAUUCGCAACAAUGGUGGAGUUGAUGCGAUUUUUGAAAUGAAUAAGAAAAAGUCUGGUAUGAUAUACGACCUCAUUGACAAUUCUAAUGGUUUCUACACGUGUGCGAUCGAUAAGGAGUGCCGUAGCUACAUGAAUAUUUGUUUCCGAGUCAAAGAUGGCGACGAAAAAUUAGAGGCUGAUUUCCUUAAAGGAGCAACAGCUAGGGGAAUGAUCUCACUGAAAGGGCAUAGGUCCGUAGGCGGUAUACGAGCCUCCUUAUACAAUGCGGUAACCGUGGAAGAGACCGCACUGCUGGCUGACUGGAUGCAAGAGUUUAUGACCAGUCAGGCGGCUUGA